AUGUCCCCUCAUAAAUUUAUUGCCGAGCUUCCUCUUUCUUCCUCCGAAAUAAUAUGCCCGGACUCUCCACGUUACGGAUUAGAGAGUUGCACUUGGGCAGCCCAGAAAGAUUUGAAGCCUAAAAUCAUCGCUCGGCCCUGCACUACUUCGUCUCUCGCAACUUUACUUUGUUUUUUGUCAAGUACUGAUCUGGAUUGGGCGAUCCGAAGUACUGGGGUGGGGUCCUCAUCUGCCAGCGAUGUACUAAUCUCGUUGUCUGCUUUUGACAAAUUCGAAUACAACGCAGAAGAACAGACCGUGGCUGUUGGUGCAGGGCAAACCUGGGGAGAAGUUGAUGGAAAAAUCGAGGAAAAUGCUCCUGGUCAUGCUGUAGUUGGUGCUCGCUGCACAUACGUUGGCGUUGGCGGCUCCAUACUUGCAGGCGGAAUAUCUUGGCUCUCAUCCGAAAAAGGCCUUGGUGCUGACCCGCACAAUAUGCUAGACGCAAAGGUCGUCUUGACGGAUGGCAGGAUUUUGUGGGCGUCCACUGAGCCGGAAUUACUGUGGGCAUUGAGAGGUGGCGGGGGCAGUUUUGGAGUAUUGGUAGAGGUCAAACUACGAGUUUACCCCUACCCGGACAAAAUAUAUUCUGGCCAAAUAUCCUAUCCAAGGUCGGCAUUCUCUGUCGUCGCAAAGGCCAUUUCAAGAUUCACUGCGGAAUGUAAGGAUCCAAAGAUGGCAAUGCACAUUUUCCCCCUCGAUCUUAGCCAAGGUCAUUAUACGGGCGAGAGUCCAAAGCCGGGUAUUGGCCUUCAAGUUUUUGACGCACAUGGAGAAACACACGGGAGAAGUACAGUGGGAUUCCGCUGGGCUUUGGAUAUUGAAGGUGCCAUCGAUGGAACCAGAUCCAUGACAAUUCGACAGUGCAACCAAAUUUGGGGUAAACACACGAAAAUGCCGAUGCUGUGGUAUGAAUGA
This is a messenger RNA of Penicillium concentricum, 957 nucleotides long. Its product is annotated as FAD-binding oxidoreductase. The coding region runs from base 1 to 957 and encodes 318 amino acids. The record is from RefSeq and is a predicted model, not a curated record. Lineage: Eukaryota; Fungi; Ascomycota; Eurotiomycetes; Eurotiales; Aspergillaceae. The transcript is spliced from 3 exons. Gene Ontology annotation, molecular function: FAD binding.